AUGCCAUCUCAUCCAAGAAUUGCCAUUGUUGGCGGAGGUCCUGCUGGACUGACAAUGGGCGUCUUGCUCUACAAGCAUGGUAUUCCAUUCACCAUCUUUGAGCUACGCGAGCAACCUACCGAGGAAGAGCUGGCUAAGCCAUCUGGGAUGCUUGAUCUCCAUGCAGAAUCUGGGCUUGCGGUCAUCAAAGAGUGUGGUUUGUAUGAUCACUUCAUACCACUCACUGGCGAAUGCGCCGAGGUUUUUAUAGUUGCUGACAGGAAUGGAAAUAUUCUCGCCACGGAUACGGCUGAUGGCGCACGCCCAGAAAUCUCCCGCCACAACCUAACCAAACUCCUUCUUGACAACAUUCCAGCGGAGAGUAUCAAGUGGCACCAUAGACUACUAUCUGCAACCAAGUUAGCCACUCCUAGUGACACCGAAACUGAGCUCGAUUUUGGGACUCAUGGCAAGUACACAUUUGACCUGGUCAUUGGCGCGGACGGCGCGUGGUCUAAGGUCCGAAAGCUACUCACCAACACGAUGCCACAAUAUUCCGGCACGCUCAAUAUCACCAUCACAAUCAAAGACAUAACCAAAAAGUACCCUCAUCUAGCCAAUAUUCUCGGGCCUGGGUCCUUCAGCUCGCUCGGAAACAGGCACGUAAUAAUAUCGCAGCGCGGACCUAUCGACUCGUCCAGGGUUUACCUCUGGCUCACACACCCUGACGAAAACUUCGCCACGUCCUAUGACCUAGCUGGUAAGCCAGCUACAAACGCCAAGGACAAGCUGCUCAGUGAUGACACACUUCUUGGCACCUUCGGCAACACGAUCAAGGAACUGGUGGCUACCGCAUGCGACGAGGAGACGAUAGACAACCCGGGCGCGAGUCUGGACAUCAGAGCGCUCUAUAAACUCCCCCAUGGAAGCUCCUGGGAACACAAAACCGGCGUAACCCUCGUCGGCGACGCGGCUCAUUUGAUGUUGCCAUCAGGAGAGGGUGUCAACCUCGCCAUGAAUGACUCGCUUCUGUUAGCACAUACCAUCAUCAAAGCAUAUGAGACAUCUGGAAAUGAUACCGACUCAUUUCAAAGCACGUUGGAUCCGCUAUUGAAGGAGUUUGAAACCGCCCUAGUCGAACGUGCGAAGCAAGCUGGCGAUGAGACGGACACUCUGUUAGAAAAAAUGUUUGGAUCCGAUGAUGCAGCCCAUGAUUUGGCCAGGCUUUUCCAAAGCGCUGUGCAGCAGCAGCAGGGGUAG
Molecule: messenger RNA, 1239 nt
Organism: Talaromyces proteolyticus
Lineage: Eukaryota; Fungi; Ascomycota; Eurotiomycetes; Eurotiales; Trichocomaceae
Product: salicylate hydroxylase
Exons: 1
Coding region: 1-1239 (412 amino acids)
Molecular function (GO): FAD binding
Source: RefSeq, a predicted model, not a curated record